This is a messenger RNA of Monodelphis domestica (gray short-tailed opossum), 2348 nucleotides long. The record is from RefSeq and is a predicted model, not a curated record. Lineage: Eukaryota; Metazoa; Chordata; Mammalia; Didelphimorphia; Didelphidae.
UAACGGCUUAUAUUGAGGGGAAACCCCUUCCCAUGCUUGUGGAUACGGGAGCCGAACAUUCGGUCCUCCUGUCACCCUUGGGGAAGACCAGCUCCAAAACCUCCUUGAUCCAAGGAGUGACGAGGUCUAGCCGAUACCCCUGGACCACGGCACGGACCGUCAACCUAGGAACCCUCCAAGUUUCCCAUUCCUUCCUCGUCAUCCCUGAGAGCCAGGCUCCCCUUAUCGGGAGGGACCUCCUCCACAAGAUCGGGGCCCACAUUCACUUUUCUCGCGGGACCGUGUCCCUCACAGAUGAUUCUGGCCCCCUCACGGUCCUUACCCUAGCCCUCCAAGAUGAACACCUUUUAUAUUCGGACCCAGCCCCCCUGGACAUUCCCCCCCAUGUGCGACCGUGGGUGGAAUCCAUUCCUAAGGUCUGGGUGGAACUUUCCGGAGUUGGGCUGGCCAUAAACCAACCACCCAUCAUCCCCCUCAAGAGUGGGGCCACCCCUAUAUGGGUUAAACAAUACCCGAUGUCAGCCGAGGCCAGAAAUGGCAUUCAACCUCACGUUAAGCGCCUUCUGGCCUCCAGGAUCCUUACACCUUGCAAAUCUCCAUGGAACACUCCACUCCUCCCCGUCCGUAAACCAGACACAGGGGAUUACAGACCCGUUCAAGACCUACGGGAAGUCAACAAGUGUGUUGAGGAUGUCCACUCCACCAUCCCAAACCCGUAUACUCUCCUUAGCAACCUACACCCUUCCCUGACCUGGUAUACUACUUUAGACUUGAAGGAUGCCUUCUUCAGUCUCCCACUGGCCGCUGUUAGUCAGCCCAUCUUUGCCUUUGAGUGGUUCUCCCCUGAAACCCACUCGAUUAUUCAACUCACCUGGACUCGACUUUCCCAAAGGUUAAAACUGAGCCCGACCAUCUUUAGCAACGCUUUGGCGGAAGAUUUGAAACCUUUUCGCCAGCUACACCCCACUGUGACUCUUUUGCAGUAUGUAGAUGACUUGCUGAUCACCUCCCCUACAGAGGAAUCCUGCAAGGAGGCUACAAGGGACCUCUUGCUCUGCCUCGAGGCCGCUGGCUACUGUGUCAGUGCCAAGAAAGCACAUAUAGCCCGCCGAGAGGUCACCUCCCUUGGCUAUCGCCUGCACGAUGGCCUCCGCUGGCUCACCCCAGCCAUGACCCAGGCCAUCCUUUCUUUCCCCACCCCCUCUUCGCCUCGGCAGGUACAGAAAUUCCUGGGAUCUGUGGGAUACUGUCGCCUUUGGGUGCCCAACUUUGCAGAAACAGCAAAACCCCUCUAUGCUGCCACCCGGGAAACCUCAAACUGGGUUUGGACGGAGGACAUGGAAAUAGCCUUCCAAGACCUCCGAAAGGCUAUGCUGCAAGCACCGGCCCUAGCCCUUCCUGACCCAGAGAAUCCCUAUCAGCUGUUCGUUGAAGAACGUCAGGGGGUGGCGAAAGGGGUCCUCACUCAGAAACUGGGACCCUGGGACCGGCCGGUGGCCUGCCUUUCCAAACAGCUCGACCCGGUCUCAGCGGGAUGGCCUUCCUGUCUCCGCAUUAUCACAGCAGUGGCCCUCCUGGUCAAGGAUGCUGACAAACUCACACAUGGCCAGCCGCUUCUCAUCGCCACCUCGCACGCCAUUGAGAGUGUCCUCCGUCAACCUCCGGUGCGCUGGCUGUCCCACGCUCGGCUGACCCACUACCAGUCACUCCUCCUGAAUGAGGCUCAGCUGUCCUUCCGGGUAGUGUCCACCCUUAACCCCGCCACACUUCUCCCCACCAGGGAUGACAACACCGAGACGCACUCCUGCCAAGAGAUCCUUGUGGAAUCGAUAUCUGCACGCCCUGACCUCAAGGACGUCCCUCUGGCAAAUCCGGACCUCGUCUUCUUCACUGAUGGCAGCAGAUUCAUGCCCCCACAAAGCAGGAGAGCCGGAGCAGCGGUAGUAGAUCACACUGGCCAGGUCAUCUGGGAUGCUUCCCUCCCCGAGGGGACGUCAGCACAGAAAGCUGAACUGGUUGCCUUGACAGCAGCCUUGCGGGCAGCAAAGGACAAGCAGUCACUAUAUACACAGAGGCAGUCGCUAUGCCUUCACAACCCUGCAUGUGCAUGCACCGAUAUACCUGGAAAGGGGGUUUUUCAGCUGGGAAGUCGGUGGCCCACCUCGAGGACAUCCAAGAUCUCCUCGCAGCUGUCUGGGAGCCCCAUGCAGUUGCCGUUGUCCACACUCCUGGACACCAAAGUGGCUCGUCCCUCCCCACAGUGGGAAACCGCUGGGCAGACGAGGCGGCUAAGGCAGCAGCAACAUGGAAUCGGGCCCAUACCCUAGUGUUGCCCAUCCAGGCCAGCC